UCUGUGAUAAAAUUUCUCCGUACGUCAUUAUUGUUACAAUGAACAGUCGCUCUUCGACAACGACUAAGUGAAUCUCGAAUCGUGAAUUGUGAAAAACAAUGUGGCCUGUGUUGCUGUCGGUGUUUUUGGCAUUUUUAUGUUUCGCUCAUGGCUCUACAAAUUUCGUGGAAAUUUCUACUGAUCAUGAGGAGUUAGUGAGUUUUGGUUUAACUGGCCGUAUAGUUAAUGGAACGAAAGCAGCUUUAAAACAAUUUCCUCAUCAGGUUUCUUUGAUGCGCAGCUGGUCCCGAAGCCAUUUUUGCGGCGGAAGCAUCAUAAGCACGAAACUAAUACUUACUGCAGCGCACUGUUUGUAUCUUAAUGGUGUUACUAUUCAACCAUGGUCGAUUAUUGUGGUCGGAGGAAUUCUAAAACUAAAUGAGAAAACUUCGACAAGACAGGAAAGAGGUGUGGCGAAAUUUAAAAUUCAUCCAGAGUUUAAUUUAACGAUUCUGCACAACGAUGUUGCCGUUUUAGAACUAUCGGUACCCUUUGCAUUUACUUCGGAAGUUCACAAUAUUGCUUUGACAGGGAAUCCGCCUGUACCCAAAACUCUCUGUCAAGUAUCAGGAUGGGGUUAUCUAAACGAGAAUAACUCGAUAGUGUCCGAAGAUUUGAUGUACGUGGAUCUGCCCAUUCGAUCAACAAAAGAAUGCCGUGAAUUACUUAUAAACAUAACAGAUUUGCCAGCGGGCAUGUUUUGCGCCGGGUACCUGGAAGGAGGAAGAGACAGCUGCCAAGGUGAUUCUGGCGGUGGGAUGGUCUGCAACGGUAUUUUGACUGGUAUUGUCAGUGGCGGUGAGGGUUGCGCUCGGCCACGGACCCCUGGAGUAUAUACAAAUAUCUUUUACUAUAUGAAUUGGAUAUCAGAGAAUAAUAUAAUAAUGGUGACAAAACUUAAUAAUUCCACUAAUAAUUUUAUUAAGAGUGUCACUUAUAAUCAUAGUACGCAUAAAAUGCCAACGAUUAUAGUCGUGAUGAUUUCUUUUUCUUUUAUAUUGUUAUCGAUGCCUUACUCUUGAAGUCAAGUCUUUAUUGACUUUGAUAAUCUUGUUCGAUGAUACUCUUAAAAUCGGGAUUGACAGUUCAAUAAAUAUAGAAAUAGUUUAUGAAUUUAUGUUUGUAACAUGUUAUAUAUAAUAUAAUGAAUAGAAUCUAUCGCGCGAGAUGAAU
Camponotus floridanus (Florida carpenter ant) is the source of this 1212-nucleotide messenger RNA. Its product is annotated as trypsin. The coding region runs from base 99 to 1061 and encodes 320 amino acids. The transcript is spliced from 7 exons. Gene Ontology annotation, biological process: proteolysis. Gene Ontology annotation, molecular function: serine-type endopeptidase activity. NCBI's taxonomy places the organism in Eukaryota, Metazoa, Arthropoda, Insecta, Hymenoptera, Formicidae. The record is from RefSeq and is a predicted model, not a curated record.